GGCGGGUUGAGUUACGUAGGGGAAGCUUCUGGAGACAGCUUAGUAGGCGGACCCAGGCUCCGGCCGGUCCUUUGAGCAAGUGGGCGCAGCCAAAUUGCGUGUGGCAGUGGACAUGGCUCACGGGUCGGAAGGCCGUGUGUCGCGGGGCUGCAAGCUGCCUCUCCUGCUCCUUCAUGUGUCUCUGCCUCUACUUCUGCUCCUGUGGCAUUCGCCGUCCAGCGCAAGUUUCCUGCAUGUCAAGAUGGCAGGGACAACUCAGACUGUGCUCCUGAAUGACAAUGCCACUAUUUUCUGCCAAGUCUAUGGUGACCCCUCCCCAAACAUAACCAUUAUGGGUGUCACCUGGUUUUGGAAGAAUCCAGGGUCUGCAACAGAAGUUAAGCUAUUUGAGUUUUUUGGAGGCCAACAAAUGACAGGUCGACCUGGAGCCAUGGUGCCUCUUAAGAGUUUGGAGAGUGGGAAUGCCUCACUGCAGCUGCCAGGAAUCCAGCUGAGGGAAGCAGGAGAGUACCGAUGUGAGGUGGUGAUCACCCCUCACAAAGCAGUGGGACAAGUCAAGCUGGAGGUUGUGGCUUUCCCAGUCAGCAGCUUGUUUCCAGAGCAAGCCAUAGUGAAAGAAAAGCAAGAAACACUUAUUUUGUGUAUGUCAAGUGGGUUCCACCUUGACAACAUUACUAUUACGUGGAAAAAAUUAUCCCAGAAGGAUCCUCAGGAGGUUUUUGAAGGCAUCAUCACUAAUCACACCAUCGAGAAUGGUAUGUUUAAUGUCACUAGCUUCUUGAUGCUGAAGCCCUCUCUGGAAGACAAUAUGACCAUCUACCAGUGUGUGAUAUAUCACAAAUCCUUGCCUACCCCUCAGAAGCUCAAUUUCACCUUGACUGUGAUAGAAUCUGAGAAGACAGCUUGGAGUUUGAAGAACAUUUUUUUCUACAUUGGAGCCCCCUUGUCACUUGCAGUGAUUUUAUUAAUUAUUUAUCUUUUAAAAAAGGCACGACCCCAAACACGUCUCUUAUCCUGAGUCUUGAAAGCUUCUUCUCAAAACACCCAAACCUAUACAGCAGAGACUGAAGAAUGAAAAUGAGGUGCUGUCAUUAUGAUGCAUUCGUGUCUUAUUCACAUGGAGGAACCACUAGAACAUUGGAAGUUCUUACACAGAAACAUCAGAAACAAGGUUUCUCAGCGAAUGCAUAAGUAACUGAAAUUACUUUUCCUAAUGGCUUUAAUGGUUUGCUCAAGAGCAGACUGUUCAUUCUUCCUUCCUUAAUAGCCUUCUGCCAAUCAGCUCAUCCAAGAAAAAGAAAGCAAUGCUUUCCAAAGAAGACAUACAUACAGAUAGCCAACAGAUACAUGAAAAGGUGCUCAACAUCACUAAUUAUCAGGGAAGCCAAAACCACAAUGAGAUAUCAGCUCAUACCUGUCAGAAUGACUAUUAUCAGAAAGACAAGAAACAACAAGUAUUGGUGAGGAUGUGGAGAAAAGGGAGCCCUAGUGCACUAUUGGUGGGAAUGAAAAUUGGUCAGCCACAAUGGAAAACAGAACAGAACAGUUCUAUCUGAAAAUAGAACUACCAUAUGACCCAGCAAUUCGACUUCUGGGUAUUUGAAGAAAAUGAAAACACUAACUCUAAAAGAUAUAUGCGCCCCUAUGUUCACUGAAGUAUUAUUUACAGUAGCCAAGAUAUAGGAACAAGUGUCCAUUAAUAGAUGAAUGGAUGAAGAAAAUGUUAUACCUGUGUCACACACACACACACACACAUAUAUAAAGUGAAAUAUAUAUGUAUAUAUAAAUGGAAUAUAUAGUAUAUAUGUAAAAAAUAUAUAUAAAGUUCUAUUAACAUAUAAUGUAAUUUAUUCAUUUUGGAAUUUUAUUCACCCUUACAAAAAGAGUGAAAUCUUGUCAUUUGCAACAAUAUUCAUGAAACACCUUGAGGGUGUUAUGCUAAGUGAAAUAAGUCAGACAGAGAAAGACAAAUACCAUAUUAUCUCACAUGUGCAAUCUAAAAACCAAAACCCAAGCUCAUCAAUAACAGAACACAAUGGUGGUUUUCAGGGUGGGGUGGGGUGGAUGAAACGGGUGAAAGUGGUCAAAAGGUACAAACUUCUAGUUAUAAAAUAAGUCAUGCGGCUGUAAUGUACACCAUGGUGCCUUUAGUUAAUAAUACUGUAAUGCAUAUUUGGAAGUUACUAAGAGUAAAUCUUAAAAAUUUAGAAAAACUUUUAAGAAAAAAUAUUUUUGUAACUAUGUAUAGUGACAGGUGUUAAUUAGACAUAUUGUGGUGAUCGUUUUGCAACAUAUACAACUGUUGAAUCAUGUCAUACACCUGAAACUCAUAUAAUGCUGUAUGUCAAUUAUACUCCAAUAAAAAAAAAGUAACAUUUAGUGUU
Neofelis nebulosa (Clouded leopard) is the source of this 2384-nucleotide messenger RNA. RefSeq names its product natural killer cell cytotoxicity receptor 3 ligand 1 (gene NCR3LG1). Lineage: Eukaryota; Metazoa; Chordata; Mammalia; Carnivora; Felidae. Gene Ontology annotation, cellular component: adherens junction. Bases 113 to 1018 code for a protein of 301 amino acids. The record is from RefSeq and is a predicted model, not a curated record. The transcript is spliced from 5 exons. Gene Ontology annotation, biological process: homophilic cell-cell adhesion; heterophilic cell-cell adhesion.